Molecule: messenger RNA, 1246 nt
Organism: Malurus melanocephalus (red-backed fairy wren)
Lineage: Eukaryota; Metazoa; Chordata; Aves; Passeriformes; Maluridae
Gene: MRPS35
Product: mitochondrial ribosomal protein S35
Exons: 8
Coding region: 21-1076 (351 amino acids)
Biological process (GO): mitochondrial translation
Cellular component (GO): mitochondrial small ribosomal subunit
Molecular function (GO): structural constituent of ribosome
Source: RefSeq, a predicted model, not a curated record
GAGGGCGCUGAGGGGCCGGCAUGGCGGCGCGGGCCGGGCGGUGCUGCCGAGCCGGGCUGAGCUGCGGGGCUCGCUUCUCCCGGGCCGUGCUGUGCCGGGCCGUGCUGUGUCAGCCCGUGCUGCUCCCGGGCACCGCGCCGGGCUCGGGACGCGCCGCUGCUUCGUCGGCGGCCGCGGCGAGCGGCAGGGAAGGGCCGCAGCCUCGGGAAGCUUCAGUAAGGAGAAGAGGCAGGACACAACAGUUUGCAAGACCAUCUGGCCCUCCCAGGACAGAGAGGAUGKCUGUUGACCAGGACUGGAGCAGUGUGUACCCAACAGCAGCUGCCUUCAAACCUGCCUCUGUGCCUCUGCCCAUCCGAAUGGGUUACCCCAUCAAGGGAGGGGUGCCUCCCCCCAAAGAGGGCAACCUAGAACUUGUCAAGAUUCCCAAUUUUUUGCAUCUUACUCCUCCUGCAAUUAAGAAGCACUGUGCAGCUCUUAAAGAUUUCUGCACUGAGUGGCCAAGUGCUCUGGACAGUGAUGAGAAAUGUGAGCAGCAUUUUCCCAUUGAAAUUGAAACAGUAGAUUAUGUUUCUUCAGGGACUUCUAUUCGGAAUCCCAAAGCAAGAGUGGUGACUUUAAGAGUUAAACUUUCUAACCUGAAUUUGGAUGAUCAUGCAAAGAAGAAGCUCAUAAAGCUCGUGGGAGAGCGGUACUGUCCGGAGACAGAUGUGCUCACAAUCAAAACAGACAGGUGUCCCCUAAGAAGGCAGAACUAUGAUUAUGGCAUCCACCUGCUCACAGUUCUGUAUCACGAGUCCUGGAAAACAGAGAAGUGGGAGAGUGAGAAGGCUGAGGAAGACAUGGAGGAGUAUGUCUGGGAGAACAGUCGCUCUCAGAAAAACGCCUUGGACACGCUGCUGCGAAUAAAAGCCUCAGAGAAUGUCACUGAUGUCACUAAGGAGGAGCUGCUCGCCUCUAAAGUGGUUCAGAAUUACAGAAACUCCGUCAUUGCACUUAAAAACGAGGGGGAAACAGAAAGUAACUUGUCUCGGUACAAGGAGUCUGUGAUGAAACUGUUGAAUAUAAAGGUGUGAGAGCAGAGUCUGCAGGUACCCCUGGUURUUACAGAAAUGUUCAGCUACUGUGGCAGUGUUUCUGAAUGAUAUGGAUGUACAAUAUUCAGAUCCUGAACCAAAAAUGUGAAACUUGAUAGUGAGUUAAGUUGUGUUCAUGAAUCUUGGCCUUUGAAUAAAGUAUGUUUGGA